Mytilus trossulus (common blue mussel) is the source of this 596-nucleotide messenger RNA. RefSeq lists its product as uncharacterized. Bases 202 to 528 code for a protein of 108 amino acids. The record is from RefSeq and is a predicted model, not a curated record. NCBI's taxonomy places the organism in Eukaryota, Metazoa, Mollusca, Bivalvia, Mytilida, Mytilidae. The transcript has 4 exons.
GUAUAAAUAGACUAACAUGUGAAGGUCGUAUUAUAGAUUGAUUCAACGAUCUGUGUGUACGCAUGUUAUUUGUUAUAAUUAACAGGAUCUACAUGCCAGAAUACGUUUGAUUUGUUCAAAAAGAUUGCAGGUGAAAUGAAUUAGGACUGGGAAGAAUGAACAAUUGUAUAGGGAACAUCGUCUAGCAAAGCAUACUAGAAGAUGAAUGUGGAGUCAAUAAAUGCUGUGUGUGGAAUAGCAAUUGUCCAAAGAAUAUUUGGUCCUGGCCCUACGGAAGGAUUUAAUCAUAUCAAACUACAAACCGCUGGUGGUCCAGAUUCUUUAUUUCAGAGAGUUAUUUUAAUGAAAAACAUUUACUACGAUUCGAAACGAUUCCAUUUCCACAAGAAUGAUAACAUGCAUUUUAGGAUUCGUUAUGAUGAAAAGACAGAUUGGCACAGAAUAGAAUUUGCCUCACUAGGUUCAGAAUGUUUAUUAUGUAGAUCUAUACGAAAACAUUGUGAUUUAUCGUUCAAGAGAGAUUUGUGAUGCGUAAUGGUUUUAAUUUUUUGUUAUUUGAAUUAUAAUGGGUUUUAAAAUAAAUUGUUUUGUUGAUA